UUUUGACAGACGAAUAACAUCGCAAAUUGAUUUGAUCAGCGAGAGAGAGAAAGAGAAAAUUAUUACAUAUAAAUAUUUAGUAUUUAUCUUUUAAAUUGAUAGACAAGUUUAUCGGGUGUUUGUGGCCAAUGGAAGUAUUUUUUAUCACACAUCCGAUGCUUAAACAACAUGCCAUCAAAUUUUUAAAGGAUGUUCGAACUUUAUCACAAUGCAGACGAUUUUAUUCAAAGCGUACACACUAUGACGUAUUGAACUUGAAAAAAACUUGUUCAAACGAUGAAAUACGAAAAUCGUUUGCGAGUCUUUCAAAGAAGUAUCAUCCAGACACAAGUAAAGAUGGCAAUAUAAAACAAAAUUCAACGAAAUUUCAAGAAAUUAUGGAAGCCUAUAAGGUUUUAAAUAAAAAAUCAACACGGGACGCAUACGAUGCAGAAAUUUCAAUAACGCAUAAUCCAUAUUAUGCGUAUCAUUCACCAUACAAUGCAUCAUCGUUUAGAGGAGCACCACCGAAUGAUUUUAAUAGAGGCGGAUGGCAACAUAUGGAACAAGGAUUUUAUAGGUACAAUAGGAACGGAUAUUCAAAUAAUUACUAUCGUGAUCAAUAUAACAAUCCGUGGACACCGGGCAAUGUGUUCACCAGAAAAAAAGUGUGGGGAUUUAUUGUUUCUUUCGUUCUGAUGAAUUUUUUGACCUGUUUCCUUGUGUAUUCGUUAUCACGAAAGAAUCGUCUAGUGCGUGAUUUCGAAGCAGAAAGAAAAAGAUAUUACUAUGACGCGCGACGACAUGGGCAUGCUGGUCCCACAUAUUAUAGAGUUCCCGAAAUUAAAGACGAAAAUUCUUUAUUUCCGCCGGAUAAAUGAUAAAAAAUAUCUCGAUUUUAUGCUUAUGUAUUUUUUUACGUUAUAAAGUUAUUAGAGAGUUGUUAAUUUAAAAACGUUUGACUUGGUUCAUAUUUAGAUUUAUAAAUCGAACCGAUUGUACAGAAACUAAGACGAAAUAAAACAAAUGCGUGAUAUCAUUUCUCAUAAA
This is a messenger RNA of Contarinia nasturtii (swede midge), 1029 nucleotides long. RefSeq lists its product as uncharacterized. The coding region runs from base 129 to 860 and encodes 243 amino acids. The record is from RefSeq and is a predicted model, not a curated record. The transcript is spliced from 5 exons. NCBI's taxonomy places the organism in Eukaryota, Metazoa, Arthropoda, Insecta, Diptera, Cecidomyiidae.